This is a messenger RNA of Rubroshorea leprosula, 1867 nucleotides long. Lineage: Eukaryota; Viridiplantae; Streptophyta; Magnoliopsida; Malvales; Dipterocarpaceae. The record is from the annotation of a GenBank genome assembly.
CUCUUCACAACAACCUUACCUUUUCUUCUUCUUCAUCUGAGAAAAUGAGGCCUCAGGCCAUUUUCUUUCAAUUUUUACUUGGAACAUUGGCUUGGUUUGGUAUCUUCUGCCUGACCAAUGCAGAAGAUGCUUAUGUAUUCUUUAACUGGGUAGUUGAAUAUGGAGAGGCUGCUCCUCUUGGUGUUAAACAACAGGUCAUCAUGAUCAAUAAGCAAUUUCCAGGACCGACUAUUAAUGGCACCACUAACGAUAACAUUGUUGUCAAUGUCUACAACCACUUGGAUGCACCUUUGCUCCUUACAUGGAAUGGAAUUAAAAUGAGAAGGAUGUCAUGGCAAGAUGGAGUGCUGGGAACCAAUUGUCCCAUUCCUCCCAACACAAACUGGACAUACCAUUUUCAGUUGAAAGACCAGAUUGGAACCUACAUCUACUUUCUUUCAACUGCAUUGCAAAGAGCUGCUGGUGGUUUUGGGGCUCUCAAUAUUAACCAGAGGUCUGUGAUAACGAUCCCAUAUCCUCAACCUGAUGGUGAAUUCACCCUGCUUGUUGGUGAUUGGUACAAAUCAGGCCACAAGGCAUUAGAGCAAAGGCUGGAUUCAGGAGUAGCUCUUCCUUCUCCAGAUGGUGUACUCAUAAAUGGGGAACAUGGAAAGGCUGUCUUCACAGGUGAAAGAGGCAAAACAUACAAAUUCAGGAUCUCAAACGUGGGUAUAACUACAUCAAUCAACUUCAGGAUCCAGGGACAUACAAUGAUCCUGAUCGAAGUAGAAGGAGCUCACACUAUGCAGGAUGUGUACGAGUCCCUGGAUAUCCAUGUGGGUCAAUCUGUAGCUGUCUUGGUCACCUUACAUUCUCCACAACUCAAAGACUUUUACAUUGUGGCUUCCACUCGUUUUACAAAGCCUUUCCUCACCACCACCGCAAUUCUUCACUACUAUGGCUCCAAUACUCCAGCCUCCCUUCCACUACCUAUUGGCCCGACUUAUCAAGUUCACUGGUCCAUGAAGCAGGCUAGGACAAUUAGAUUGAAUUUAACAGCAAACGCAGCAAGGCCUAAUCCUCAAGGCUCAUUCCACUACGGCACAAUACCGAUUGUAAGGACACUUGUUCUGGAAAAUAGAGCUGCUAAGAUAAAUGUGAAGCUACGGUAUACUGUUAACAGCAUCUCCUAUGUCGAUCCAGACACCCCAUUAAAGCUCGCUGACUGGUACAACAUCCCUGGGGUCUUCGACUUCAAGACCAUACAGGACAGACCCACUAAGGCUCCUGCAAAACUCGGCACCUCUGUUUUUGACACAGCCCUUCAUGACUUCGUUGAAAUUAUCUUCCAAAACAAUGAUACCACAGUCCAAUCCUGGCAUUUUGAUGGAACCAGCUUCUUCGUUGCUGGAUUUGGUAAAAGUCCAUGGACAGAAAACAUGAGGAAACGCUACAACAUGGUGGAUGGAAUCUCGAGACACACCGUUCAGGUGUAUCCAGGUUGUUGGAGUGCAAUAUUAGUGUCUUUAGACAACAAGGGGAUGUGGAAUUUGAGGUCACAAGACUGCUCGAGGACGUACUUAGGACAGCAAGUGUAUGUCAGAGUUUGGAACAACGAAAAGAGUCUCUAUACUGAGGCAGACAUCCCAGAUAAUGCACUGUUCUGUGGCAAGGCUAAAAAACUCGUAUAGAAGUAUUGUUGUUGGUGUAAUUUGUUUAAUUUCUUAUUAUUAUUAUUUUUUCAUCUUAAGUUUGGUCAGUUACGAGGGUGUGAUUGUAUUAGGCAAGAAAAUGGGGAUGACAAAGAGAGCAAGGCAAAAAAUUUAGAAUCCUGCUCUGUGCUUCAUUAGUUUCCAAUUUGAAAUGGUAAUAAAGUUUAUAUGCAAUU